Messenger RNA from Manihot esculenta (cassava), 822 nucleotides. RefSeq lists its product as uncharacterized. The coding region runs from base 24 to 437 and encodes 137 amino acids. The transcript has 2 exons. The record is from RefSeq and is a predicted model, not a curated record. NCBI's taxonomy places the organism in Eukaryota, Viridiplantae, Streptophyta, Magnoliopsida, Malpighiales, Euphorbiaceae.
UCCCUCUCCUGUCAAUCUAUAGAAUGGUGAAGACGGCUGCCCUCGAGACUGCCAACGCCGCCACUCUGACUGAAAGGCGUCGCUCAUUGCGUCGUCCCCAGACCACGCUGAAGACUCCAGUAGCCACGACGAUUAGAUCUUGCGCGCAUAGGCCCAUGAUCGCUUUCCAUCCUUGUCGGUUGCACGUCCUUCCGUGCCAUCCUUAUCGAUCGCACGUCCUUCCGUGCCAUCCUCAUCGGUCAUGCAGCCUUCCUCGUUGGUCGCACAUCUCUCUUCACCGAUUGCAAGUUCGCCCGCGCCAUCCUCGCCAAUCGCGUGCCCAUCCUCACCGGUCGCAGCUUCUUCAGCAUCGACACUGCCGCUCCACUGCUAUCAGCCUCCUCGCCGACCACAACCACGCGACAAAUGCAUUCGCAGAUUUUUUGAGCAGAAGUUAAGAAAAGGAAGGAAAAGAGACUGAAUUGAAGAAUUUUUAGACGGAAAGGUUGCAAUCUUGGCUGAAUUUGUAGCCCAAGGUGAUGGAAAAUUUCAGAAAGCGCCACCUCAGCAGAUUUUACUACCUAAGCAAGGAUAAAAUAAGUUUCAAGUUGGAUCAAACACGAUCAGAUUAGAAUGAAAAUAAGAUAGGAGUAGUAGAUUUUAUUUUAAAUUAUUAAAUUUUAUCUUUUUGUGCCUAUAUGAAGACUCCUAGAAUUAAAUCUAAGUAUCAUUUUUUUUUCUCUCUCUCCCUCCUCUCCUCUCUUACCGCCGCCUCUCUCUCUUCUUCUCCAUCUUCUUCUUUUCUUUAGCUUUUGCAAUUUUAUUAUGGCUCUAAGAGACUAA